AAGGGGAGGAGAUUUUAAUGGCCAGCGAGUGAAAAAGGUGGUGUGGGGCAAUUAGAGUCUGACUGGAGCUCAGAGCCGGACUGGGAACUCUCCGUGCAAACUUCAUGCAUGCUCUUUCUGAUUUUUAAAGAUUUUGAAUUGAACUUUUUAUUUCUUUUUCCCCAGUGAUCAACCAGUUUUUUUUAACAGCAACUUUUUAAGUCAGGAAGAGUGAAUUCUUUUACAUAUUCUGACAUCUUGCCUGAGUUGAUAAUUAAUAUACGCUUUUUGCAGUUUGGACGUUUUCUUUUCUUCACUUGUGCCGUGCCUCAGGGGCCUUUUUCAUUACUAAGCACAAUCUUCAUCAGGUUACAGUCGGCUGCGGAGCUACGUGACUCCUCUCACUCCCACCAAACAGGGAGCAAAUGACUUGGGAAUUCCCAAUCAGCUUCUUUUUUUACUCUCCUGAGUGAUCUGAACUACCUUUGGGAAUUUUAGUCGGAUUUGUUUUUCCCCUCCUGGGUUUGUUUAAAAGCCAUCAUUUCUCAGCACACAGAAACCACGAAAUGAAAGCCAGUUAUGUCAUCCAGACUGCCGUCGCCAUCUAUCUGCUCCUCUCACCUGUGCAGAACGUGCCUGUGUCAAGAACAAACAGCACAAGUGAAGUGCUAAUGUUCCAAGAGGUGUGGGGUCGCAGCUUCUGCCGAACCAUUGAGAAGCUGGUUGAGGUUGUGCAGGAGUACCCGACGGAAGUGGAGCACAUCUACAGCCCGUCUUGCGUGCCUCUGGUCAGGUGUGCCGGCUGCUGCGGGGAUGAGAAAUUAGAGUGCCAUCCAACUCAGACUACAAAUGUCACCAUGCAGCUGUUGAAAAUCAGACCAUCAAAGCCAGGUCAAGAAUAUGUUGAGAUGACAUUUGUGGAACACCUGACAUGUGAAUGUAGAGUCAGGAAACCUUUAGUGAAAGUUGAAAGGAAAAGGCAAAGAGGAAAAGGAAGGAAGAGAAAACAGAGACAAAAAACAAAAGACUGUGACAGGUGUCAAAUCCCUCGCAGGACUGUGUUUGCGACCAGAAACUCAAACAGCUGGGUUGAUAUGCCGACAAGCUGUCCUGCAGAUGGACAGGAUAUUUGUGAUGACAAGGUUCAAGAGGAUCAAGCUUUGACUGAUGGAAACACUCUCUGUUAAACGCCUAACGCAAGGGACAGCCCUGGGAGCCAAUGCAAUGUAGAAAGGGAACAGAUUGAUGUUUUCAUUUAUACUGUCAGUUAUUUUUCAUGUGUUUACUUCUAAUGGUGUUUAAAGGAGGUUACACUUGUUGAAAUUCUGUAUUUAUUGUUAGAGCAGUAAACUUUAAAAUAUAUAUAUAUUACUGAAACAUCAUUUAGAACACCCCCCACUUGUUCUGUUUAUGUUGGACUGAAUGCACAGCGAUGGUGAAAUGUCUCCCUCUGGUGUUAAAAGAUGAACAUGGUCAACAAAGAAAUGUGAUUUAUUUUUUUUAGGAGACAUGAUUAAAAAAUACACUGCUCACAAAAAUUAAAGGAACACUUUAAAGAAACACAUUAGAUACAUCAGAUCUCAAUAUGAAGUUGGAUAUCCAUACAAAUAACGACAGGGCAAUUUCUUAGGAACAAAAGGAUGCCAAGUCUUUUAAUGGAAAUAAAAGUUAUCAGCCUACAGUGGGCUCAAUUGUGUAAACACCCUAAAAUUGGAGUGCAAUGAAGAUGUGGCAGGCUAGUCCAUUAUUUCAAAAACUUAAUUUCUGCAACUCAAAUUGCUUUUCAGUAUCUGUGUGGCCCCCACGAGCUCGUGUGCAUGCUUGACAAUGUCGGGGCAUGCUCCUAAUGAGACAACAGAUGUUGUCUUGUGGCAUUUCCUCCCAGAUCUGUGUGAGGGCAUCCCGGAGCUCUUGUACAGUCUGAGGAGCAACCUGGCGCCGCCUAAUGGACCGAAACAUAAUGUCCCACAGAUGUUCUAUUGGGUUUAAGUCAGGGGAUCGUGAAGGCCAUUCAAUUGUUUCAAUUCCUUCAUCCUCCAGGUACUGCCUGCAUACUCUUGCCACAUGAGGCCGGGCAUUGUGGUGCAUUAGGAGAAAACCAGGACCUACUGCAUCAGCGUAGGGUCUGACAAAGGGUUCAAGGAUUUCAUCUCGAUACCUUAUGGCACUCAAAGCACCAUUUAGUAGAGGUCUGUGCGUCCCUCCAUGGAUAUGCCUCCCCAGACCAUCACUGACCCACCAUGUCAUGUUGAACAACGUUGCAGGCAGCAUAACGUUCUCCUUGUCUUCUCCAGACUCUUUCACGUCUAUCACAGGUGCUCAGGGUGAACCUGCUCUCGUCUGUAAAAAGUACAGGGCGCCAGUGGCGGACUUGCCAAUUCUGGUGUUCUUGAGAAAAUGCCAGUCGAGCUCUACGGUGCUGAGCAGUGAGCACAGGGCCCACUACAAGACGUCGGGCCCUCAGGCCAUCUUCAUGAAGUCUGUUCCUGAUUGUUUGGGUAGAGACAUUCACUCCAGUGGCCCUCUGGAGGUCAUUCUGCAGGGCACGAGCGGUGCUCAGCCUGUGCCGCCUUGCACAAAGGAGCAGGUAUCGGUCCUGUUGAUGGGUUGUGGACCUUCUACGGCCCUGUCCAGCUCUCCGAGAAUAACCACCAGUCUCCUCCAUGUUCUGGAGAUUGUGCUGGGAGACACAUUAAACCUUCUUGCUGCAGCACGUGUGGAUGUGCCAUCCUGGAGAAGUUGGACAACCUGUGCAACUUCUGUAGGGUAAAGGAAUCGCCUCAUACUGCCAGUAGAGAGCCAAAACUAGCACGAGUGGAAAGCCAGAGGAAAAAGAUCUUGAGGGAGAAACUUGAAAUGACCUCUACAUGUUAAACCAGUCCUGUUUUGAGGGUUUUGUAAUUGUUGCCACUUUAGUGCACCUGUUGUAAAGUCCAUGAACACCAAUACAGCUGAAAGUGAGUAACAAUGCCCUCAGCUGCUUAAAUCAACCAGGAAAUUAUCAGACUGGUUUCAUUGAUUUCAUGCCAGGCCCAAUAAAAAAAGUGUUCCUUUAAUUCUUGUGAGGAGUGUAGGAUUAGAUUUAAGGCAGUGUAUAAGAUUUACUAUAAAAACAGCAACAAAAAAAAUGCAGACAAAUAUAUGAAAUCACCGGCUUUCCCUCUGCAUCUGGGAGGAGCUCUCUAGUAAACAUUUAAAUUAGAAAUCAGAGCAUGCAACAUGUAUAACUCCAGCAAGCUUUAGUCAAGCAAAAAUGAUGCCUUGUGAUUAGAAAGUUUAAAGAUACAUAUAAGUCUUCUCUGUGUAGUUACACAGAACUCGCACAAUCCCACUCCGCAGGUGACUUCAUCUGUCUAUUCUUGGAACCACUCCACCAUGGCAAGAAGGAUUGAGUUUAAUAUGACAAAAGAUGUGCUUUAUGUAUUUUUUCAUGUAUAAAACAAAAGGAACUCUAUGAAAAUGUAAAAGUUACUUUGUGACUGUGUUAAUGCUUUUAUUUCAUUUAAAUAUUUAUUUUGUGAUAAAAUUCUCAUGACUGUUA
Nothobranchius furzeri (turquoise killifish) is the source of this 3520-nucleotide messenger RNA. It is a transcript of the gene pgfb, whose product is annotated as placental growth factor b. Gene Ontology annotation, cellular component: membrane. Gene Ontology annotation, molecular function: growth factor activity; chemoattractant activity; vascular endothelial growth factor receptor binding. The record is from RefSeq and is a predicted model, not a curated record. Gene Ontology annotation, biological process: vascular endothelial growth factor receptor signaling pathway; sprouting angiogenesis; induction of positive chemotaxis. NCBI's taxonomy places the organism in Eukaryota, Metazoa, Chordata, Actinopteri, Cyprinodontiformes, Nothobranchiidae.